AUGUCUUCGGUUCUGGCAAGGCAGUUUCUAAAGGGAAAUAGGAACAUCUCCAGUGUUCACCAGAAGUUUAUACUUGAUUGCGCUAAAGCAAAUAUUGGAGCAUCAAAAUCACACGGUUUAUACAGUCAUAUUGUGGGGGAGUACUCUGAAGUUGGGGCGACUGUAGUUAACUUUAAGAAUGUUAGAAGGGAUCUCAGAGCAUACAUAUUGGGAGCUGAUGCACAAAUACUGGUGCAUAAUCUUAUUAAGAAACAAGAGAUGUGCCCUGCAUUUGCUUUUGACUACGAAGUUGAUGAAGAUGAGCAGAUGAGCAGACUGUUUUGGGCAGAUCCAAUGUCAAAAAAGAAUUUUGCUGCAUUUGGAGAUGUUGUCUCUUUUGAUGCCACAUACUCAACAAACAGGUACGAUUUGGCAAUGGGUAUGGAACCAAGAAUAAUUGUCACCGAUCAAGAUCCAGCUAUGAAAGUGGCGAUUCCAACGGUUUUCAAGCAAGCCAGGCAUCGUUAUUGCAUGUGGCACAUCAUGUGUAAAGUUGGGGAAAAGGUGGGUCCUACGCUGAACAAGGAUGAGGAAUUCAGGAACAAACUGAACUCAAUCGUUUGGACGUCAUCUUUGGAACCUCCUGAUUUUGAGAAGCAGUGGAGAGAGCUCAUGGAAAAGUACAACUUAGUCGAGCACAAUUGGUUUACAACUAUGUUUGAGGCUAGAAAGCAUUGGAUCCCAGCGUAUUUUAGAGAUAGCUUUAUGGGGGGUCUACUCAGGACAACUUCUCGUUCCAAAAGUGAGAACUACACGUACAGCCGUUUUACUGGUCCCCAAUCAAGCCUAGUUGAAUUCAUGAUGAACUUUGGCAGUGCUCUUAAAUCACAACGUAACACAAAUGCAAAGCUCAACAGUGACAACGAAGGCUACAAUCCAGAUAUGGAGACGCCUCUGGGGAUUGAAAAGCACGCUUCAAUCGUCUACACCAUUACUGUUUUCUAUCAAGUUCAGGAAGAAAUAUGUGCCUCCUGUUUCAAAUGUAUGGUGUUGAGUGUUAGAGAAGACGGUGGAAUGUUGCACUAUGAUAUUAUGGAUGGAAAGAACAAAAGAUUUACUGUGGUACACAAUGUAAAUGACCAUGAGGCCAAAUGCAGUUGCAAGAUGUUUGAGAUGGUUGGACUGUUGUGUAGACACAUAUUUGUGGUCUUUAGAGACCUUGAAAGGAUCCCUCUGAAGUACGUGGUUAAUCGGUGGACUAAGGAUGCAUCUUUAAAAGCUACAUUUGAAAUAGAUGGUGUCAUUUAUGAUCAGAAUGGACCAAAGGAUGAAAAGAAGAUGUUGCUGAACAAAGUGUGGUCUGAUAUACACUGCUGUAUGGAUCUGGCAGGUUCAAACAUGGAGCAAUUGAUUGCAUUUUCCCAAGUGAUUAAUGAACAGAAACAGCUGCUACUGUCAGGAAAAGAGAAAUUGUCCCCUCAGCACAGCAGGAGGACUGUUAUAGAAUCAUAUUGUGGAUCAACAGAAAUUUCAGAGAUCAACAUACUUCCACCGAAACAGGCAAGGAACAAGGGCAGCGGCGAGCGUAUCAAAAGCAGCAAGGAGUUGGCAAUGGAAAAACAAGAGGGCAGGAAGUGCAAUUUUUGUGGUGUUAGAGGAGAUCACCAUGCAUGA
Molecule: messenger RNA, 1653 nt
Organism: Ipomoea nil (Japanese morning glory)
Lineage: Eukaryota; Viridiplantae; Streptophyta; Magnoliopsida; Solanales; Convolvulaceae
Product: protein FAR1-RELATED SEQUENCE 5-like
Exons: 3
Coding region: 1-1653 (550 amino acids)
Biological process (GO): regulation of DNA-templated transcription
Molecular function (GO): zinc ion binding
Source: RefSeq, a predicted model, not a curated record